CUUUCUUUGUUUGCAAACUGCUUUUCAAUAUGGCCAGUGAUGAUUCCAGCCGCCAUGAACAUGCUUCACAUGACGUGGAGUUGCGACCUCGCAGCCCUCACAGCAGACAUCGCCUCGGGGCUUUGACGCGCAGGUCAGGCACGGUGGGGUCAACGGCGUCCGGGGAGAUCAUGCAAUGGCUCCAAAAGCUGGAAGCGACUGAAGAGAAGUUGAGUCAACAAAUUCACCAAGUGCAACAACAGAACGAGACGCUGCGUGACGAGGCGAGUCGUGCGAAGCUGUGCGGAGCCGAGGCAACGAGGUUCGAUCGGCGCCUGGCCGAGCUGGCGGGAAGCUAUCAAGGCCUGUCCAGUGAAAUGGAGCUUCAGAUGCGACGAGUGGAGCAGAUGGAUGAUCGCCUGAGGACAUGGAAGCAAGAGCUCGAGGAAGCCAUGCAAAAGAAGUUUGCUGACUUGGAGCAGCGCUGUCAACAGAUGGAAUCCCUUGCUCGAUUGUCCUCUUCCUCCAGCGAAGACAUCAUCAGCCGCCUGUCUCGGCGCUUGCUCCGGGUGGAAUCGUGGAUCGAUGAGCGAACUGCUGUUGCGGAGGAUGUGAAUCAAAGCCUGGUCAAUCUCCAUGCUCGUGUCUCCCAGAUGGAAGAUGCUGAAGAUCUGAUAGCUGCUCCCAGCCCUGCGAUAUCAGCACAGUUGGCCACACAGGAGAGCGCUAUGGCCUUGCUAGAGAUGCGAAUGGCCGAUGUCAAUUUGGAGCUUCAGCUGUGGCGCGGUGAGCUACAAGAUCAGAUUCGAAGUUUGGAGCAGCGUCAGCACUUGGAUUUGGAGAUUUGCCAGCAAGAGCUUGCUAGCGGCCUUCGCAAACUGGCCGAAGUGGAAAGCCACCUGCAGGGUUCGCCCCCAACGGUGCCAGCAGCGACACCAGGUCCUGAGGAGUCAGUGACGCAAAAGAUUGCAGCUUUGUUGGAACAACUGCGAGAGGUUGCUCCCAAAGUCAUCAAACAUGAGGCAUUGCUGCAACGGCUGACUGAAAAUGAGAGACAUCAAAGUUUCGAUGGAGCCCUUCAACCUGCAACUGAAGUUGCUGAAGUUCCUCAUGCGAUCUCAUGAAGUUUAGCGCAAUGAAAACGAUGCAAAUGUCACGACCUUCGUUGAGAAAGAAAAAAAGGAAAGCACUGGUCCGCGGCGUGACAACG
Durusdinium trenchii is the source of this 1189-nucleotide messenger RNA. NCBI's taxonomy places the organism in Eukaryota, Dinophyceae, Suessiales, Symbiodiniaceae. The record is from the annotation of a GenBank genome assembly.